Epithele typhae is the source of this 3099-nucleotide messenger RNA. RefSeq lists its product as uncharacterized. Lineage: Eukaryota; Fungi; Basidiomycota; Agaricomycetes; Polyporales; Epitheliaceae. The transcript has 19 exons. The coding region runs from base 1 to 3099 and encodes 1032 amino acids. The record is from RefSeq and is a predicted model, not a curated record.
AUGAACAGCGACCGGUCCAGCGAGACGGUCCCGCAAGUCAACGAGGAGGCGCGCGACGUCAAGCCGUCUACCGAGGCCUCACACGCUGCUGGCCCGCCUGCGACCGCGCAAAAGAAGACGGCGUUCUUGGACCAGCUGCCGCCAUGGAUCACCACGAACUUGCGAAGCGCGAAGUCGAGGAAGAUGCUGCUGAGAUGUUGGUUGGGCUCAUGGUGCGCGUUCGUGCUCAUCAUCCCGGACAAGUCGCUGGCUACGUUGGGCAACACUGCAUUCUUCACGCUUCUGGUGUCAAUGCUCCUGCCGGCGAAUAUGCCAUUGCAAAUUUUCAUCGUCGCUGUGACCCUACUGGUGUUUGGUAUCACUUUGGGAUGGGCUCUUUCAUGUGCGGGGAUGGAAGCAGCCUUGAAAGUCCGCAACCAGACAGUCUUGAAGUCCACGCUUCAGAAGACCCAGGAAAGCGCGGCAGGUCUGGCCAACCCCGACGCUGAAUUCAAAGUGGCAAUCUUCAACGGUGACUUUCUGGAUCCUGCCUCUAAUGCGAUCUUCGGUGUAUUCCUUGGCUGUGGUGUCUUUAUGUUCUCCCUAAUGCGUGCAUACGCACCGAAGCUAACUUUCGCGAGCAUCUUCGGCAUGAUUGCAAUGGAUAUCUUCUGUAGCUACGGUCCACUGUUCCCGUUCGCGCAGUACACCAUCCUCAACUCCUUGUUAACAUCGGUCGCCUGCUACAUUGCCAUAGCGCUGGUGCUCACCGUCUUCGUGUUCCCGGAGUCUAUGAACCACUCUUAUAUGAAUGCCGCGGCGGAUCUCCUAGAGAAGUUCAAAACCAUCAUUGCGGUGCAAGACGAAGUUCUACAGGCCGACCCGCAUGAUGUCUUGCCCGGAAAGCCUCUCGCUGGAAAGAUCAAGGGGCUCAGGGCCGGUUCACUUGCCCAAAUCCAGCAACUGUUGGCGUCGAAGCAGUUUCUCGGUGUUGAAUUCAGUUGGGGGCGAUGGAACGGGGAGGACGUAGCGGAGAUCAUGUCUCCGCUUAUGGUCGUGGCUCUUCGACUAGCGUCGCUCAACGGGUUCGCCCAGCUAAUGUCGAGCUUGUUGGCUUUGUCGGAAGAGCCUGCUUCCGACACCGAAUCAGUGGCCGAUUCUCAGAUUACAGCAACUGGCGACUCGUACCUAUUCCGCCAGUUCCGGGAGUGCAACGCGAUUGUCGAACAGGAGCACCGGGUCCGGCUAGUGGACAUUCUCCCCAACAUCCGUGAGGCAACAUCCGAAGUCCGCGCGGCAGCCCACGAGGUCCUUUCCAACAUCAAGUCGUUGGUGGUCUCCGUCAACAGGCACCGGUGGUUCUGCUCGUCGAAAGAGCAGGACGCCCUCCUCAUUGAGCUUGACAAAUCGCUCACCGUGCUCAAGGACGCCAUGGAAGCUUUCAAGAAUGACCGUCGGUUCGUCCUCCUGCAACCGUUCCAGCCGCUGCUCGAGCACCACGACGCCGGCAAGAUCCGCAACAUGCCUCUCCGCUCGCUUUACCUGGCUUUCGCGUUCUCUUCGAAUCUCACAACAGUCUGCCAUGCUAUCCAGACCCUCGCGGAAACUGUCACUGCGAUCGCGUCGAAACGGAAGACGCCGAGGCUAUGGGGACCCACCAGCUUCAGGCAUAUGUGGCAGGUCCUUCGCUCGGCGCGUGGCUCAGGGCAGGAUGCGGUUGGAGAAGACGACACACCCGAGGAGCCUGAGGACGCCGAGGAAAUCAGGGCGUGUAAGCGGGACCCGGACAGCCGGCCCCCUCAAAACUUCCUCCAGCGCCUCGCAAACACCAUCCACAAGGGCUAUAAAUGGUCUCGAACGCCGGAAGCGUUGUUUGCUUUCCGGAUGGUCAUUCUUACGAUCGCAUUGUGGAUACCGCAAGUAGCAAAAGCAUCUGCAGGCUUUGUGUAUAAAGAGCGCGGGAUCUGGGUUUUGAUCAUGGCUCAAACAACGAUGAACGUAUACGCCUCUGACCAAGUGUUCAAUUACGUGGUCCGUAUCAUCGGGACUCUCGUCGGGGCCCUUCUGGGUAUGGCGUGUUGGUACAUCGGCGCGGGGAGCGGCACUGGAAAUCCGUAUGGCAUCGCUGCCAGUGCCGCGGUGUUUAUCCUUCCCAUCAUCUUCUUACGGCUUUUCGCUCCUCCACAAUGGCUUAUAGGUGUUAUCAUGACCGGAGCAACAUUCACCCUUGUGCUCGGUUACUCUUGGAUUGACGGGAACCUCUCCGGCUUGACCCAAAAUAUCGGCAUUGGCUGGGAAGUCACAUGGAAGCGGUGGGUCACCACCAUGAUCGGUUGUGCCGCGUCGUUCAUCGUCAUGAUGCUGCCACCCAAGUCAGGGCGUAAGGCCGUGCGGAUCCGGAACGCCAACGUCCUCUCCGGGAUUUCAUACCUGUACUCGCACCUCACCUCAAUCUGGCUCUCCGCCGACGACCCCCUCCAGCUCUCGUGCGGGAAGUUCACGCCUGCGUCGCGCGGUUGGCCCGAGGACCUUCGCGCGAAGUUUGUCGUCCUGAGUGAGCAGAUUCAGGACCUGCGGAUGCGGACGGAGAUGUCCAAGUGGGAGGGGAACAUCCGCGGUGCGUGGCCAUACGAGGACUACAGCAGGAUGGUGGAGCUUCAGAGCGAGAUGCUGAACAGCUUGGUGCUGACGGCGAGCGCGCUCGUGAAUAUGGACCCUGCCAUGCGCAAGUCGACGCUCCCGCACACGUACAUCCUCAACCCGUACUUCAUCGGCGAUGUCGCCUCGACCUUCUACUCGGUCGCGUCGUCCCUUCGGACGGGGGAGCCGCUUCACGAGGCGCAACUGAGGAACCUCUCCGACCGCCUGCACUACCACGGCAUGUACUCGUACAACACCUCGCCCGCGGGACCCACUCGCCCAUUCGAGCAGCACCAAUCCAAAAUUCGUCACGAGCUUCACGACCACGAAUACAUGUCGUACGCGACCGCCGUGGUCGGCAUGCUGCAGCUCACAAACCACCUCACCGAGCUCCGGAAACUCGCGGCAGACUUGGUUGGAGAGGUUCCACUGGAGGGGUAUGCGGCGUGGAGGGAGCAGUACGGCAAGCAUGAAUGCUAG